This is a messenger RNA of Mus musculus (house mouse), 1480 nucleotides long. RefSeq names its product 2'-5' oligoadenylate synthetase 1F (gene Oas1f). The transcript has 6 exons. The record is from RefSeq and is marked validated. Bases 26 to 1120 code for a protein of 364 amino acids. Lineage: Eukaryota; Metazoa; Chordata; Mammalia; Rodentia; Muridae. Gene Ontology annotation, molecular function: nucleotidyltransferase activity; double-stranded RNA binding.
UCAGCAAACACUUCCUGGCCAUAAAAUGGUGAAGGAUCUUAGCAGCACCCCAGCCUGUGAGCUGGACAAGUUCAUACGUGAUCAUCUCCUUCCCGAUUCCAGCUUCCAUGCUGAGGCCAGAGCAGACGUGGACUUCAUAGGUGCUUUCCUGAAGGAGAGAUGCUUCCAAGGUGCCACCCACCCUGUGAGGGUCUCCAGGGUUGUGAUGGGCGGCUCCUACGACGAACACACUGCACUCAAGAGCAAGUCAGAGGCUAAAAUGGUGGUGUUCCUUAACAAUCUCACCAGCUUCGAGGAGCAGUUAAAGCGACGGGGAGAGUUCAUUGAGGAAAUUCGGAAACACCUGUGUCAGCUGCAGGAUGAGAAACCAUUUAAAGUGAAGUUUGAGGUGCAGAGCUCAGAGGAGCCCAACUCCAGGUCUCUGAGCUUCAAGCUGAGCUCCCCUGAGCUCCAGCAGGAGGUGGAAUUUGAUGUGCAGCCAGCCUAUGAUGUCCUGUAUGAACUGAGAAACAACAAGUAUGCUGAACUCUACUUGUACAACAAAAUCUACGCCCAACUCAUCCAUGAGUGCACCACACUAAAGAAGGAGGGCGAGUUCUCCAUCUGCUUCACCGACCUCCAUCAGAGCUUCCUGGAGGAUCGUGCACCCAAGCUGAAGAACCUCAUCCGUUUGGUCAAGCACUGGUAUCAACUGUGUAAGGAGAAGCUGGGGAAGCCGCUGCCCCCACAGUAUGCCCUGGAGCUGCUCACAGUGUACGCCUGGGAAAGUGGGAGUAGAGACUGCGAAUUCAACACAGCCCAGGGCUUCCGAACUGUCUUGGAACUGGUCACCAAGUACAAGUGGCUUCGAAUCUACUGGACAGUGUAUUAUGACUUUAGAAAGACGAAGGUCUCUGAAUACCUGCACAAAAUGCUCCAAAAAGUCAGGCCUGUGAUCCUGGACCCUGCUGACCCAACAAGGAACGUGGCUGGUACCAACCUACUAGGCUGGGGGCUGUUGGCAAAAGAAGCUGCCAUCUGGCUGCAGUCCUCCUGCUUUAGGAACUGUGAUACGUGCCUCGUGGGCCCCUGGGGUGUGCCGAUGAAGGUCGAGAUUCCACAGGACUGUGUCCUUCUAUGAGCACCAAAGCACCUGCCAGGAUGCUCAAGAGUCAGGGAUAUGAGAUCCUUGCUCUGCUGCAGGCCCUUGAACCAGAGAAGGGGGAAAGCUGCUCACGGCCCCAAUCAGGGAGGGUCCAACCUGUGAUCAGACUCCAGGCUUCUGACCCCUGCCUUCUCACCCCUGCAUCCGGUCCUAUCACAGAUAGCCUUCUUCGAAGCCUGCUUUAUCUGCCUUAUCCACCAACAGUGUCCUCCGGGAGAUGAGAGAUUCAGAAUUCAGAAGGGGAGGCAGGAACUCAAGCUUGACUUCCACCUGUCCACCUGUUGGGAGGUUCUGUCCAAUGUCUGAUGCACAAUAAUAAAUCACAGAGAGCCAUGA